Rosa chinensis is the source of this 1328-nucleotide messenger RNA. RefSeq names its product 2-oxoglutarate-dependent dioxygenase 11. Bases 113 to 1177 code for a protein of 354 amino acids. The transcript is spliced from 4 exons. NCBI's taxonomy places the organism in Eukaryota, Viridiplantae, Streptophyta, Magnoliopsida, Rosales, Rosaceae. The record is from RefSeq and is a predicted model, not a curated record.
AGACAAAGCAAAUCAGCUGUGACCAACUUAAUCUAUCUCUGACUCUCUGGUCUAUAUAUCUAAGAGUUUAGAGGUGCUGGCUUAAAGUUGUUCAAAGAAAGGAAAGGGAAUAAUGGGAUCAAACUCAGCCCUCUAUGCCCCAUGUCCGCCACUACCAAAUGUUCAAGAAAUGGUGAGGAGUGACCCUUUUCAGGUGCCUGAAAGAUACAUCAGGAAUGAAAAGGACAUUGCAAACGAUGCAGACUUGUGUCCUCAACUUUCCUCUGAGGUUCCCAUCAUCGAUUUUUCUCUGCUCUCAAAUGGGAACAAAGAGGAGCUUCACAAGCUGGACCAGGCUUGCAAGGAAUGGGGAUUCUUUCACAUGGUGAAUCAUGGUGUGGCGACAGAAUUGAUGAAGGGCAUGAAGGAUUAUGCGCAGAAGUUCUUUGAACUUCCAUUAGAAGAAAAGAACAAAAUUGCUAUACCACCAAAUGACAUACAAGGCUAUGGCCAUUCCCAUUCGGAUCAGAUCCUGGAUUGGUCCGACAAACUUGUUCUUAUCGUUCACCCACACCACUAUAGAAAGCUCGAGGUCUGGCCGGCCACUCCAUUCAAGGAGGCUAUUGAGGCAUAUUCUAGUGAAGUUAAAAGAGUUGGAGAGGAGCUCUUAAGGUUUAUGUCUUUGAUCAUGGGGAUGGAGAAGGAUGCUUUUCUUGGGCUACAUCAAGAGUUGGUGCAACCCAUGUCGGUAGCCUACUAUCCUCAAUGCUACUUGCCUGAUAAAGUACUAGGACUUGGCCCUCACUCAGACAAAGGGACCAUAGGCAUACUUAUGCAAGAAGACGAUGUAACGGGACUACAAAUCAAGCACGAAGGAAAAUGGGUACCGAUCAAGCCAAUUCCCGACACUUUAGUAGUGAAUGUUGGAGACAUGAUGGAGAUAUGGAGUAAUGGGAAAUACAAGAGUAUUGAACACAGAGUUGUAACAAACGAAAGCAAGGCGAGGAUAUCUUGUUCAACGUUUUAUUUACCACGUCAUGAUGUGGAAAUUGAACCCCUUGAUCAAAUGGUACUCGAGUCGCCGGGGUCCCUUCCGAUGUACAAAAAGGUCAAAUAUGGAGAUUAUCUGAGGCAAACUAAGCAUAUGAGAUUUGAAGGGAAGGCGCAUGUCAUUAAGGUUGCUAAGCUUAAUUGGUAGUUACAGCAUAUGUACUAAUUUUCAAAAGGCAGGGGACAUGAAAAAAUAAAUAUUUAAUCAAAUCUUGAAUGAUUGUUUUUAUUUUUUAUUUUUGAAAAGAAAAUCAAACAAUUUAGUCAACAAGUAAAAGUAAUAUUACAUAGUGACCCAU